UUAGGAAGACUUCUUUAUCGAAAUGAGAGAAUGUGUUUGUUGCCUAUUGUCUUACUGACAACUUUAAAAUAGUCGACGAUUAACAUUAUUUUAAUAUAUGCCUCUAGAUACCCAUUGAUGCAAAUGCAUUAUAAACAGGUCUAUUUGUUAUGGCCCAGUUACUUGAACUUUUGAACUUAUGACCUAGAUUUGGGCGGGCCAGGUAAUAAGCGUAACUAAAAGACAUUUCAAGAGUUGAGAUCAGGGGAAUUGAGAAAUAUUUAGUUGAAAUGUAAUGGUAUCAUUUUUUAUUUUGUUGUGUUUUUUUUUCUACAAUUGUUUCACUUUUAAGUUGUUUUUUUUUCUGUCUAAUGGCGGACGAAUAUAAAAACGAGGAUAUUUUUCAGGAAAUACAUAAACUCUACAAUGCUGCACUGUAAGACACCAAUUGAAGUAAUAUUUCUCUAUUAUUGGUCAAAAUGAUACAAGAUGUCAAGUUGAAUGACGUUACUGUCUCAAAACAGGAUGUACAGAUGAAUGACGUUCCUGCAUCAAAACAGGAUGUACAGAUGAAUGACGUUCCUGCAUCAAAAAAGGAUGUACAGAUGAAUGACGUUCCUGCAUCAAAAAAGGAUGUACAGAUGAAUGACGUUCCUGCAUCAAAACAGGAUGUACAGAUGAAUGACGUUACUGUCUUAAAACAAGAUGUCAAUAUAAAUGGUGUAUCUACUCUUAAAGCGCUCAAUGCACAAGAGAAUGACACAACCACUCCCCAGACAAGGAAACAGAUGGACAGUGGUCAAGACGACAUUGCUGGGGAGCUCCCCAAGUCCUUAGACUCCAGGAACCGGUUGGUCCAAUUCUGUCAGAAAUUACUCUCUUGGCGCGGCUGCAUCGCCUUGUUGUUGCAUACGUCUAUCGUGGUCAACGUGAUGGCCAAGAACAAUUUAUUCAUGGCCGUCGUCUGCAUGACCAACACUCAAACCAUCAACAUUUCCACUAACGGAUCGAUGCUGUUGGAGGUGGACCACACCAAUUAUAGCAGUCCGGUUCUAACCCCCCUGCAUGAGUUUGACUGGAGCCCUCAAGUUCAAGGUCUUCUCCUCACCGGAACUCAAUUCGUCUUGUUUCUUGGGCCGCUCAUGUCCAAUGUCAUCGUGCAUCUGAUUGGUGGAAAGUGGAGCUUGACCGUGACCACGUCGGCUGUUGUUGUCUUGAGUUCGCUGUCCCCGAUAGCCGCCCGCACCGACCCUUACCUCUUCCUGGCCGUUAGGAUUCUGACCGGACUGACUUUUGGAGUAACUCCAACUGUUAUGGCUGAAGCCUUGAACUGGUGGUCACCGGAAACAGAGAAACUGACCUGGGUGGCUUUCACUUACACAGGUUUUAACGUAGGCGGUAUUGUUGGCUCGUCGGUGUUUGGUGCUCUCUGUACAGUCUCACUGGACAACGGGUGGCCAUUUAUUUUCUAUUUCACUGCUGCAGUCAACUUGAUCUGGUUGCCAGUUUGGCACUUCCUGUUCUCUGUGAAACCAGAACAACAUCCGUAUGUCUCUACCAAAGAAAAAAACUACAUCUACGCUCACAGAGCUGACCUGGCCACAUCAUCGACUACGAAAGUGAAAACGCCUUACAGAAAGAUGCUGACGUCAUUGCCUGUGUUAAGUUACUUGCUGACCUCUUCUUGCCACGCCUGGGUCAGUAUAGUCAUGUUCACUUUUCUACCUCUCUAUCUGACCCGGGGGCUACAGUUCACCGCGGACAAGUCUGGUGUAUUGAUCUCCGCCAUUUUGGUGGCCCAGUUUGUUGGUACGUUUAUGUGGACAGGCGCAAGUAGUUGGAUGAUGACCAGGCCUUCGAUGACCACCUCAAAAGUCAGGAAAAUAUGUAUUGUCCUCGGUUUGACUUGCGCAUGCGUGACGAACUUAUCCCUGGCAUUCAUCGCUGCUGAGUACAAGUACCUGGCCAUUGCUGUCCUCGUGGUGUCGGUGAUAUUUUUAGCUGUGGGCUUCAGUUCCAUAUCAAUGCUCCCCCUUGACAUGGCGCCCAGAUUCGCCGGACAGCUUACAAGUUUUAACUUUUCUUUGUUGAUGUUAGUUUCAAUAUCUGGACCGCUGGUUGUGUCCAGAAUGGCUCCUAACAGCACAGUGGAAGAAUGGAGAAAUGUCUGGAUUUUGAUCGGUCUCGUCUCUGUCUUUGCCGCUAUUGUGUUUGCGGUGUUCGGCCAGGGCGCUGUUCAGCCGUGGGCAGAGAGCAACGCUGAAGCUCUUCCAGACCCGUCACAGCCUCGUGAACACAUAGACAGUCGCCGCAACAGUCACGAGACACCGAGUUUGGGCCAGGAGAAAUCAAGCACGAAGCCUGACCUACAUAUCAGCUCCUCUGUCGUGCAAAUGAAGGAUCAGCUUCAACAGGACACGACUAGUACACACGUGUUCAAUGGGUCAACUUUUAAACACGCUCCGAAAAGUGACGUGACAUGUAAUUCCAGCGUACACGACCUUGACCUGGGAGCAGACAAUCUGGGAUUUCUGCAAGAUAAUAUUUCUGACACUCACGUGGUAAAUGACAAGAAAUGUGUAGCUGGAAUCAAUCACCGCUAACACAGAAACAUAGUUUGAUGAAAACCAGAGAAAGAAGAACAGAUUGUCAAAUCCAAUAUUUUAUCAGUGAGGUUUUAGAGUUUUUUUUUAGACUAGAAUGCAUAUGACAUAAGAAAUCAAAAUUAUAUGAUAUAACUAAUUCGUUCCAUUUUACUAAACAUUGUAGACUUUUCAAUAAAAUGUGGACUUUACAAUAGAAAUGUAGACUUAACAGUAAAAUGUAGACUUUACAGUAGAAUGUAGACUUUACAGUGACUUUACUGUAGAAUGUAUACUUUACAGUAGAAUGUAGACUUUACAAUAAAAUGUAGACUUUACAGUAGAAUGUAGACUUUACAGUAGAAUGUAGACUUUACAAUAGAAUGUAGACUUUACAGUAGAAUGUAGACUUUACAAAAAAAUGUAGACUUUACAGUAGAAUGUAGACUUUACAAUAAAAUGUAGACUUUACAGUAGAAUGUAGACUUUACAGUAGAAUGUAGACUUUACAAUAAAAUGUAGACUUUACAAUAGAAAUGUAGACUUUACAAUAGAAAUGUAGACUUUACAGUAGAAUGUAGACUUUACAGUAGAAUGUAGACUUUACAAUAGAAUGUAGACUUUACAGUUUAAUGUAGACUUUACAGUAGAAUGUAGACUUUACAGUAGAAUGUAGACUUUACAGUUUAAUGUAGACUUUACAGUAGAAUGUAGACUUUACAGUAGAAUGUAGACUUUACAAUAAAAUGUAGACUUUACAAUAGAAUGUAGACUUUACAAUAGAAUGUAGACUUUACAGUAGAAUGUAGACUUUACAAUAGAAUGUAGACUUUACAAUAGCAUGUAGACGUUACAAUAGAAUGUAGACUUUACAGUAGAAUGUAGACUUUACAAUAAAAUGUAGAAUUUACAGUAGAAUGUAGACUUUACAGUAGAAUGUAGACUUUACAAUAAAAUGUAGACUUUAUGUAGAAUGGUGGAGACCAUUAUUUUCUCUAAAAAUCAACUUUGUUUUAGCCAUACGUUUUAUUUAUUUAUUUUUGUUAUACUCUCCAAGAGUGACGUUUCUUAUUUGUAUUCUAUUGUCACUGACCUAUGUAAUAUUAAUUUUGUAUUGAUGCCAAUCUUAGUUGAUACCGAAACAGGGGAAUCUGCGUUUCUUUUAAUUUCUUAAGGUUGAUCAGCAGCAUUUAAUUUGUUACUUUUUAUUUAGGUUUAAAAACUUGCAAUGUUACAGCAUGAUUGGCGUGAUCUGGGUUUUUUUUUGUCUUCUCCUAUCAUUAAUAUCAAAUACACUAUGAACCAGAGAAGUCUUAAGAGCCUAGCAAAAAACUAAUAAAUGUGGCUUUUCAUCA
This is a messenger RNA of Biomphalaria glabrata, 3916 nucleotides long. RefSeq lists its product as uncharacterized. Gene Ontology annotation, molecular function: transmembrane transporter activity. Gene Ontology annotation, biological process: transmembrane transport; monoatomic anion transport. The transcript is spliced from 11 exons. The record is from RefSeq and is a predicted model, not a curated record. The coding region runs from base 459 to 2582 and encodes 707 amino acids. Lineage: Eukaryota; Metazoa; Mollusca; Gastropoda; Planorbidae.